AUGGAGCAGGCCAUGAGAUUAGGCCCUACUAUAUAUCCUAUCCUCUUCGCGGCCUUGCUAUCGCGCUCUCUGAAAAGCAUUGGCCGAUUUUGCGCUCAAAGAUCUGUCCGCAUGUCGACAUUAUGGGCUCUCAUGAAUACCAACGCUACAGCGGACCCCAUCCUUCAUCUCGUCAGCAUGCCUGCCUCAAUCCUUGUAUGGGGUCUGUUAGUCUUAUGGGUCAUGUCACCUCUCGGAGGUCAAAGCGCUAUUCGACUAAUGUAUAAAACCAACAUAACUGAGACUACCCACACUGAACUUCGUUAUUUGGACAACGGCCCUUUGGGAAAUAUGUUCGUCUACCAGGGCAUCACUGUUUACAACGAUGGCAGCUGGCCUCGAACCAUGCGCGAUAUUUACCUCGCUAGUUUGAUGCAGAGCAUUGCGAUCAAAACUGGUCCGGUUGACCAGUGGGGAAAUGUGAAAAUACCUCGCCUUGAAACUGGAAAUGCCUCACAAGUUGAUUUGAAUGGCUGGAUGCCGGUUCAAGAGGCGCCUGAGGUGGAGGCGUUCACGUCCCUGUUCGGGAUGCCCAUUGUGGGCUUGACGGAGCUCAAAAAGAAAGGCGACGUCAACUUCACUGUUGAGACGACAUAUGUCGAGUUAUCGACAGCCUCUAUGCACCAGAGAUCCAAUUUUCACGACCAGCUCACUGGGAUGACAGUAGAUUGUACCGACUGCUAUGAGACCACAUCCCAGAAUGGAUUUCUGAUUCGUUCCCAGAGGUUCCUUGGGCUUCCUCUUUUAGAGAAAGAAGGGGUCGAUCCGAAUACACCGAAUUACACCCAGCCACGUACCCUAAGAUUUAACUCUAGUAUCGGCGAUGGAACCACGGUGGCAACGAGUCAAGUAACCCAGAAAAUGGUGGAAGUUUCGAUCGAAUGCGUGAAUGGGAGUUGUGCUGCUACCAAGAUACGCUCUUCAACCACAGAUCGCCGCCCUAAGGACUACACCAUCUUCGACUAUUGGGGAUCCAUUCUCCUGGAAUUAAUGACUGACGCCAAUUCCGAAGAGUUAGCAAGAGAGGUAAAUUGGGGCUCGACCUCCUCGCUCCUAUUCUUCAACGACUCCCGCGCCUUUCCCAUGCAAUCCGGCCUGAAUGGUGCCCCUCGGGAGGUGAAUAUCUCUCAAAUAGACCCCGAUCUCCUCGCAAUUAGGGCUUCUAUCCUCUUAAACACCGGCAUGCAGGCCAUAAUGGCCCCAACCGCCUUCGCAGGCGACCUACCAACCAAUCUAAGCGUAUACGGGCCUCCCCAUAUACCUGCCCAGGGGCUUUUGGCUGUCACCAACGAAUCCGAGUACACGUCUCAUAAUCGGUCAGCGUGGAACCCACCAGCGAAGCUUUGGCAAUUGGUCAACGACUUGGCCCCGUUCGUUGGCGCUUCAUCUAAUGCCACCUUGACGACUUACACGGAGGUCUGGCGCCCUGAGUACACCUGGGUAGUCAUCCUCAUUGUAUCCACUGUCAUUCUCGUUGCAGUGGGAGUCGCAGGGGUCUGCGUUCGGAUGAAGACGAUGGCGCCGAAUAUGUUUGAUCCGGUCGCUGGCCUGACGUAUAAUAACCCCUACUUAUCCCUAACGGGGCGAGAAUACGAUCCGCUCGACGCGGACGAGCGGGCCAAUCUACUCGGUGAGAAAAGGGUCCAGAUUGGUGAGGUCGAUGAUUAUAAGGGGGUUAAAGCUGUCUUUGGUGAGGCGGGCUAUGUUACGCCUUUGCGGUUGGGGAUUCCGUACCAUUGA
Aspergillus mulundensis is the source of this 1779-nucleotide messenger RNA. RefSeq lists its product as uncharacterized. The coding region runs from base 1 to 1779 and encodes 592 amino acids. Lineage: Eukaryota; Fungi; Ascomycota; Eurotiomycetes; Eurotiales; Aspergillaceae. The transcript has 3 exons. The record is from RefSeq and is a predicted model, not a curated record.